AUGAACGUACAUUGCAAGGAUAUCUGGCUGGAUAUUGCCAAAACAUUGCAUGGAUUUCCGUUAAAUCCUGGCGAUAUCCUUUUAAAAAUCCUGGCAAUAUCCUUGAAGGAUAUCGCCAGAAAAUUCAGGAUAUUCCUGCAAUAUCCUGCCGUGGAUAUUUGGCGUGAUGUGCAGUGU
Molecule: messenger RNA, 177 nt
Organism: Laetiporus sulphureus 93-53
Lineage: Eukaryota; Fungi; Basidiomycota; Agaricomycetes; Polyporales; Laetiporaceae
Exons: 1
Source: RefSeq, a predicted model, not a curated record